Messenger RNA from Hemicordylus capensis (graceful crag lizard), 4098 nucleotides. RefSeq names its product MORC family CW-type zinc finger 3 (gene MORC3). Bases 353 to 3130 code for a protein of 925 amino acids. Gene Ontology annotation, cellular component: PML body; nucleus. The transcript is spliced from 17 exons. The record is from RefSeq and is a predicted model, not a curated record. NCBI's taxonomy places the organism in Eukaryota, Metazoa, Chordata, Lepidosauria, Squamata, Cordylidae. Gene Ontology annotation, molecular function: zinc ion binding; ATP hydrolysis activity.
UUUGGUGGAGUAGAGCCUGCCCGCACCCCCGCCGGACGCAUGAAAUGUUUUGCUCAGUUGUGUGUGCCUGAGAAAAUGAUCAAAACAAAUCCACACACGAGCGGGAUGUAAACAGUGGGGUCAAAGGGCAAUAAACUAGAAGGGACACCUGUGAGCAUCUGCAGAGCCCAAAUGCGUGCAAAAUCCAUGCUGAAUGCCGCCUUUCCCCAGGAGCACGCUUCCGAGAGAGAAAGCGAGGAAGAAAACUAAAUUUGCCCCAAACUGGCUCCGCCCCGGAAGUGCCUAGAAUUGGAGAGGAGGGGAGAGAGGAAGCUUUUUCCCCCCUAGCUGCAGCUUUUGUACUGGAGCUAAAAUGGCGGCGCAAACCCAGAGUGGGAUUCUUCUUAGUGCGCUGUGUCCAAAGUUUUUGCAUACAAACUCAACCAGUCACACCUGGCCUUUCAGUGCUGUGGCUGAACUUAUAGACAAUGCUUAUGAUCCAGAUGUAAAUGCAAAACAGAUGUGGAUUGACAAAACAAUUAUAAAUGAGAACACAUGUUUGGUAUUUAUGGACAAUGGAAAUGGUAUGAAUGCAGACAAGUUACAUAAGAUGUUGAGCUUUGGCUUCAGUGAAAAAGUUACGUUGAAUGGCCGCGUUCCAGUUGGAUUGUAUGGAAAUGGUUUUAAAUCGGGAUCUAUGCGCCUCGGGAAAGAUGCAAUUGUUUUCACAAAGAAUGGAGAUGUUAUGAGUGUGGGCCUCUUGUCACAGACCUACUUGGAAGCUAUAAAGGCAGAACAUGUCAUUGUUCCCAUAAUAUCAUUCAACAAGAAACGACAAAUUAUGAAUCCAAAGGAAUCGGCAGCCAGCUUGAGUGCAAUCCUGGAACAUUCCUUGUUUCCUACAGAAGAGGAGUUGCUUGCAGAGCUCGAUGCCAUAAUAGGGAAAAAAGGGACAAGGAUCAUCAUUUGGAAUCUUCGAAGAGAGAAAAAUGAACAAACUGAAUUUGAUUUUGAUACAGAUAAAUAUGAUAUUAGGAUUCCUGCAGAUUUAGAUGAAGUAACAGGGAAAAGAGGAUAUAAAAAGCAAGAGAGACAAGACCAGGUUAUUCCUGAAAGUGAUUAUUCAUUACGGGCUUAUUGCAGUAUUUUGUAUUUGAAGCCAAGAAUGCAGAUCAUUAUAAGAGGACAGAAGGUGCAAACACAACUGGUUUCUAAAAGCCUUGCCUAUAUAGAAAGUGAUGUUUACAGGCCAAAAUUUUUGGCUCCAAAAACUGUAAAAAUUACCUUUGGAUUCAACUGCCGCAAUAAAGAUCAUUAUGGAAUGAUGAUGUACCAUAGAAACAGACUAAUCAAAGCCUAUGAAAGAGUUGGCUAUCAGCAAAAGGCAAACAUUAUGGGUGUUGGUGUAGUUGGAAUUAUUGAAUGCAACUUCCUAAAGCCUACUCACAAUAAACAAGAUUUUGAUUAUACCAAUGAAUACAGACUUACAAUACAUGCACUUGGUGAGAAGCUUAAUGAUUACUGGAAUGAGAUGCAAGCAAAGAAAAAUGAAUAUCCUCUAGAAGUGCUAGUUGAAGAUACCCAGAAGCGGCCUGAUCAGACCUGGGUUCAGUGUGAUUCAUGUCUAAAAUGGAGGAAGCUUCCGGAUGGAAUUGAUCGCUUACCAGAGAAGUGGUACUGUUCAUACAACCCUGACCCUCAGUUCAGAAACUGCAAUGUUCCUGAAGAACCUGAAGAUGAUGAUUUAAUACCAUAUGAGAAAACCUUUAAGAAAAAAGACAGGGAGAAAUUAAAGAAAAGACUGGAGAUGAGCCAACAGUAUUAUAAUGGAAUGUGUCUACAAACAUCUUCUGCCUUGUCCAGUACACCUCCAGUAGUAAAUGACAGUGUUCCAAGAUUGCAUAUAGAUGCCUCAAAUACUUCUCUUACAAGAUCUCUAAACACAUCAAACACGUCAGUUUCUUCACCUCAUUCUGAUGCUGAAAACAGCUUUAAAAGAAAACUUUCUAAUCCUGGGUCACCACUACCUUUCAAGAUCACAAGGGUGACUAGUCAAGCAUUUGAGAGUAAAAAGGAUGAUGAUGAUGUUAUCAUCUUGGAAGAGAGCAGUACUCCAAAACCCAUAACAACAGAUUGUGACAUCACAAUAGUAAAAGUUGAGGGUGGUGAUGUGGAUCAGAAUGCUAUUGAGAGAGAAAGUUCCGAGAACAAUGCUGCUUGUUCAGAAACAAACUGUUCAAAAGGAACCAUUGCAACACAAACUGAAAUACAGCGGCUUGUGGUAAAGAAGGAAGAAGUUCAGGACCAUGUAGACAAACAGCUGUCCAGAUUGGAACCUGAAUUUGAAAUAACCCUACUAGAACCUGGUGAUGUUUCAGAGGCUCCUUCUGUGGAUAUGGACAUGAAAGUAAAUGAACUAAGAAUUCAGUUUCAGGCAGCCAACAGAGAAAGAGAAGAAUACCAAAAGCAGUGUGAUAUGUUGUCCAAAAAGGUAAAGACACUAGAGCAAAGAGUAGUGGAAAUGAAUGAUUCACGUGUUAAAAAGGAAAUGUGUCAUCAGUCAACAGAAACAGAUGUUAUACUACCAGAUGAAGAACUAGAAAAUAUUAAAGAGAGAAGUCCAGGAGAGAUACUGAUUCUCUAUGAGCAGGCGUUAAAAGAGAUGCAGAAGCUGAAAGAACAGUGUAAUUCUUUGCAGAAUUUAAAAUCUGAAUGCAGUAAAUGUAGUAACAACGAGAAUAAAAGUGAAGUAGAUGACAUGGCCGUGCAACUUGAUAACGUUUUCAGACAACUGGACAAAUGCAGUAUUGAAAGAGACCAAUAUAAAAGUGAGAUUGAACUACUUGAAAUGGAAAAAACUCAGCUAGGUUUUCAGUGUGAAGAGCUUAAAACUGAAAUUGCACAGUUAAAAGCUUCAGUUCCGCAAAUCGUGGCACACACAAAUGACACUGUGGCUAAUAAUCUUGAAGACCCUGGAAAUUAUCCUGAUGGAGAAAGCAUGAAGCUGCGAUCCCUGCGAAUUAAUGUGGGACAACUACUUGCAACAAUCAUGCCUGAUCUUGAUUUGCAACAAAUGAAUUAUGAUGUUGAUGUAGUCGACGAACUUCUAGGACAAGUUGUAGAGCAUAUGCAUGAAAUUGGUAGUGCUUAAUUCCUGAAGCUGUAACAUACUUUUGCUCAAUAUUUUAUUUUAUUGUACAGUUUCCAAUCUGUAAAGACAAUUUGUUCAUUUCAUUUAAAGCAUAGUUUGUAUGCUUCAGAUGUAUUACCACUUUGGAAUUUUAAACAUUUCUUACAGAUGCGUUUAAUUUUUAUAAUGCAUUCAAAAAUUACCAUAGUCGUUAUAAGGUUGUAUACUUCUUAAGUUUCUUUGAAAAGGAACAUUGACCACUUGGCCGGUAGCAUUUCCCCAACAUGUUAGUAUUUAAAAAUGGCCUGUGAGUAUUUUUAAAUUUUGAUACCUUAUCACGUAUUCUAUAAUGAGAACUGCAAAGCUAUUGUGUUUCAUAUCAAGCUGUGUUUUGUUUAAUAAAAAGAUUAGCAGCUUCAUUUAAUUUUUAUAUUGCAUUCAAAAGUUGGAACCCAUGAUGUAAAUGCUGCUAUUUAUGGGUUGUUUUUUAAGGGACAGCAGCAAUUUUGACACACAACUCCUAACUUGCCAGUGUUUCAAAAGUGGCCUAUAUGUCUGAGCUUAGAUACCUGAUUUCACAUUAUAUAGUGGUCAAGAGUAUUGCAAUUCAGUUGUCUUAAUAUCAGGUUGUGAUUCUUUUUAAAGAUAUGGAUGUUUUUCAAAUAAAAUGUUCAUAUGAUUUAAAGGAGUUCUUCCCCCCCAAUUUCUAAUUUUUUGUGUUUUUUUUAAUAACUCACCUUAUUCUUCAAUAGAUGAAUGUACUGUUUAGUCUGGACAAAAUAAUUUUAUCUGUAUGGAGAAUAUUAUUUAAAUUUAUACAGUAUAAUUACACUUUGAAGAAAAGUGAAUAAAUGGAAAUAAGUUUUUAUUUACAUGAAAUAUGUAUAUUUUGUACUAAAUGGCAAAAACACAUUCUGGUGUUCUGAGUGACAAAUUAAAACUAACUGGGUAAAUACAAAACUUUCAUAAUAAAAUCAAAACCAAAUCCA